Messenger RNA from Diaporthe amygdali, 606 nucleotides. RefSeq lists its product as uncharacterized. The coding region runs from base 1 to 606 and encodes 201 amino acids. The record is from RefSeq and is a predicted model, not a curated record. NCBI's taxonomy places the organism in Eukaryota, Fungi, Ascomycota, Sordariomycetes, Diaporthales, Diaporthaceae. The transcript has a single exon.
AUGGGUGUGGUCGAGGGAGAUAUCGAUUCGAAUUACCUCCUCGAGAAGGGGCAGACUACAACGCCCAACAACAAACCACAAUGUUCGCUCAUAACCUCCAUCAGGCAGACUAUUCACGAAUACCGAGAAGACAGAGAGGAGAAAUAUCGCCCAUUAAUCGAGGAGAUCCGUGGGCUCAUCACUAAGGAUCACAUAGAGGUCAAGCGCUGGAAGCCGAGAAGUUGGGCUGGGUCCACAUCCACGAAACAGAGACGCGCACUCUGGGAGGAGGCUCAGAACUCCAGCACGGUGAAUCAUGGUGGCUAUACGUUCAGCAAGAGCCACAAGUACAAGAUUACUGUAAAAAGCCGCAAUACUGGUUCGACGACCUCUCUCAUACAAGAUUUUCGCACCCCAGAGGGACGUGAGCAGGCUUUCAUGUGGUGGAAUGAAAGACACCAAGGAGAGAAUAAAACCCAUGCCGCUCUUCUCGCCGGAUACGACAAGUGGGAGAAGACCUACCAGAAUUACAUCCACGAGUAUCGUAGCGCGCAACGAUGGUUCCUUAUAGUGGAAGCUCCCAAGACAAUGUGGGCCGAUUUCAGGGUGGAAGCGCUUACAAAAUGA